This is a messenger RNA of Python bivittatus (Burmese python), 2865 nucleotides long. It is a transcript of the gene LSP1, whose product is annotated as lymphocyte specific protein 1. Gene Ontology annotation, molecular function: actin binding. The record is from RefSeq and is a predicted model, not a curated record. NCBI's taxonomy places the organism in Eukaryota, Metazoa, Chordata, Lepidosauria, Squamata, Pythonidae. Gene Ontology annotation, biological process: signal transduction.
AACAAGACGAUUAAAAGCGGGGGUGGGGGGUGGGGGUGGGCAGAGAAGAAGGCGGCUUCGCAGGCAGGAGUUCCGACCCUGCCCCGCAUUCAUUUUCGCUCACCAUGACCAGUGCGAUCUUGAGGCGGAAUUCCAGCAAACAGGGCUUGCAGAAUCUCAUAAGGCUGACAGCUCAGUGGAGUGUGGAGGAUGAGGAAGAAGCUGCUAGAGAGCGACGCCGAAGGGAACGUGAGAGACAGCUGAGGUCCCAGGCAGAAGAAGGUCUCAACAGCACUUCUGGAGUGGCAGUACAAGACAGCAAGAUUGAUGGGAAGCCUUCUGGAACCUCAGAAGUGGAAGAAGAUGAGGGCUUUAGUGAUUGGUCCCAGAAACUUGAACAGCGCAAGCAGAGAUGGGUAGGAGAGGGAUUGCAAGAAGGAGAGCAAAUCCACCCUGGAGAAUGCAGAGAACCCCAACAAGCAGAACCUACACAAUGUGAAGGAAGUCCCAGGUCACCAAGGGGCUCCUAUCAGGAAGAAGACGGAAACCUGAAGGAAGCAGAAGUUAUGCUGGAGCAAGUCCAUCUGGAUCAGGAGACUCCCACCUUCAUCCGAUUUGAAACCGGCCCAUCAAAUUUCCUCAAGUUCGUUUCUACUUCAGAUUCAGAAAAUCAGCCUGAAGCAGAGCUGGAGGAGCAGCAACAGCUGAGUGAAACUUUGGAUGUUGGAGAAGAGGAUCAGUGUGUUGGAGGCAAGCUCCAAGAUGUUACGGAAGAGAAUAAGCCUGAGGAAGAGGAAGAAAAACAAGAGGACAAGAAAAGAAGAUGGUAUGAGCAAGAAGAGGUCCCAGAAAAACGACAAAGGACCCCAAGCACUUCCAGCCAGGAAGAAGAGUGUCAAGCUCCUUUAAGCCCUACAUUAAAGAUCACUGACAGAACUGAAUCACUGAACAGAUCUGUGCAGAAAAGUAAUAGUGUGAAGAAGACCCAAGCACCACUUCCGGUUUCCAAGAUUGAUGAUAAACUUGAGCAAUACACUCAUGCCAUUGAGAUCUCCAGCAAAACUCCAAAACCAGCGCGGCAGCUUUCCAUUGACCUUCCUACCAAUAGUGCAGCAGUGGCCAGCACAAAAAACCUCUGGGAGACUGGGGAAAUGGCUCAGUCUUCUACAAAAACAACACCCUGCAAGGACAUUGUGGCUGGAGACAUUGUGAAUAAGAGAAGCCUUUGGGAACACAAAGACAGUCCCCAGGCAGAUGGAAAUGCUAAGGUCAAGAUUCCUGGCAAGAAAUACAAGUAUGUGGCAGUUGGGCAUGGACAGUACAAAAGGGUGCAAAUAGAAGAUGACGGGGUGACGGAAAAAUAGCUGUCUUGAUACCAAACUCACAGCUCAGCUUGGAUACCUGAGACAGUACUUCACGCAACGCUGAUGUUUCCCGUGCUAAAAGGGAACUGUAGUGAAAGGAUUUCUUCCCUUCCUAGUUCAAAUUGGCAAUCUGCUUUAAAACCAGCUAUUGAUUUCUUCACAGAUGGGAGCGUUUCUCCAAGCUGACUUCAUUUGGACUUAGACUUGGCAUCAACUCAAGUAGCAAUAAUGAAUUUAAAACCCUUUCUAGAUCAGAUUUUCAUUAUGAGAAAUUUAACUUGUGCGCUCUAUUGAAUCUUCUUCAUUUUUGAACCAAAUUCCUAGCCUUGUCUAGGAGAAACAGGUGAAGCUUUUUUUCUCUUAUCUCUUUACACUCUCAGUAACCAGGGAGGAAUCUUCAGCAUCAAGAUAGCUAGAAAUAAAUUUCUGAGAUCUAAGCAGGAGAACAAAAGUAAAUAUAGAGAUAACAUUGAGGUGGAGAGGGGUAAGAACCUGCAGUAAUGUAGCUGAUGCUAAGGAUUCUUGUAUUACUCAAGCCUAUCAAAUGGCAAGAGAUACCAGUAUCUCUAUUCUUGACCAUAAGAUGAUGUUUUGCAAGUGGGAUCAUAACUUCUUAACACCGUUCUUUUAAACAUGAGAGCAAUACCACAGAAUUCUAAAUUGAAGAUUGUUUUUGUCUCAUUGUGUUUAAAUAUUGCCCUUAGUAUUCUUUUUGGAAAGAAGAACAAAGCCAUCCAAUCAAGCUAGGUAAGAUUUCUAAGAUGGCUUUUGUGGUGAGACAUCACUUGUUUAAGUUAGGGUUGUCCUGGCUAAAAAGCACUUCAGGAAAUAUAUUCUCCCAAAGUGCCUAUCCUAGCCACAAAAUAAAAACCAUUUUGGCUUGCUUUGCUUUUUUUGUCUGAUAGCUGAUUCAUAUGAACCAACUAGAGCCUUUAUUCCCUUCAGGUCUGUUCUCCUCUCAGAUGUAGACACUGAAAAUGAGCUCCACUGGAACACUGCACUCUUUCUUGAAGUAUUCUCUGAAAUAUGGACCUGAAAGUACAUGCGGGAUAUUAUCCUGAGCAUGAGUGGAGAUCCAAUACACCAUUUGACCUUGGCACCUCAUAUCUAAACCAUUCUUGCCUUGAAGGAGACUUGAGGCAACUGGGGUGAAAUUCUCAUUGUGGUACAUUUGAUGAGAUGAAUGGCAGCUCCUGGGGACAAGCCAGAUUAAAGGACAAUCCUUCACCUGCCCCCAAAAGGCUGCUAAUACAUUUUAGUUGACCUCAGAUGAACAGAUCCAUUCCUAGCAAUAUAAAUGCAUCUCUUUGCCUGUCGAUUACAAAUAGUACUUGCCUCCCUGUAGUUAAAAAAGAAAUUUGGCCAUUAUAUCCUGCUUCUCCUAAGACUUGCAUCUAGAAAACUUAGUUCUUUUCUGUAUCUUUCAUUUUUCUUUUGCUUUCAUCUGUUAACUUUGUGUGAUCUGGAAUGUUUCCUAACCAUUUAAUAAAAAUUCUGUGAAACAUAAAUGAGUCCUGUAGUG